Messenger RNA from Ascoidea rubescens DSM 1968, 1020 nucleotides. RefSeq lists its product as uncharacterized. The record is from RefSeq and is a predicted model, not a curated record. NCBI's taxonomy places the organism in Eukaryota, Fungi, Ascomycota, Saccharomycetes, Ascoideales, Ascoideaceae. Bases 148 to 768 code for a protein of 206 amino acids. The transcript has a single exon.
CUGUGAUUGGAGCUUGGCUUAGGGAGCUUAGUCGAUAAUGGCUAUGCGAAGGGAGAACUGAAAGUUGUUGGUGCAUCGUUUUGUGGUCCUUCUGGUGCUGGAGUCUGUUUUGUUUGCUGCUCGAUCUCACUCCAGUGGAUAUAUAACAUGGGUUGGGCCCUGACCAACGCUUUUGUUGUUUUGAGACCAUCAGCUUUCGCAAUGAGGUGUUUUUUUGCCUCUUUCUUCUUUCUCAUCCUCUCGAGCUCAUCUUCUGGCUUUCUUGUUAAAAGGGACCAGUUGGAAUUCAACAGCUCUCGAUACGAUACGUGUGUUGAGCAUCAGGAUGUGUGCAGCCAGGCCAAUACUACAAUAACCAGCGAAUGUUCAAAUUCAAGCGAGUUACUGGAUUUGGUGGCCAACAACAACAGCACCGAUAAUAGCACGCUUGUGGAUAUUGGCUACGGGUUGUUGGACUGUUUAUGUGAUUUGAGCAACGACGAGUUUUGGAUCAAUGUUUAUGGGUGUUACAGAUGCGAGACAAAUAAUUCAAUCGGCCAAGUCGAAGCUUUUAAAAGUAUAUAUUGUGAUGCUGUAGAUGAUUACGAGACAAGAACUGGGACUGCAAGUGGAGUUAGUACUGCUAGCACCAGUGGUAGCACAAGCAGAAACACUGAAAGCAAUACAGAUCGUGACAGUACUGAUAGCAGCGAGGGAAUUGGUAACAAAAUCAAUAUUAACAUUAACAAUUCGCUAAUUAUGAUGAUCCUAUGUAAUUUACUUUUAUAAAGCAAGAACUAUUUCCCUAUUCAUUUACUUAUAUUUACCUAUGCUUUCUUAUAUUUACCUAUGCUUUCUUAUAUAUGUUAUUUGAGAAUAUCUAAUCUCCUAAUCUAUGGCCUUUGCCUUUGAAUAAAUGAUUUGAAUUGGAUUUUGGCUUGUACUUAAUGGAAGAUGAGGUGGCAAUAAAUCUAGAAUUCGACUUUGAAUUUGAAUUAAAAUUAGAACCCGAAUUAGAAAAAGAGGAAGAAGUAUUGGACA